AUGACAACUUCGCCUUCCGGAGUCGACGCCCUUGGCCAACUUCAAACGGAAGCGCCCAAUUUACUAGCGCGUUCAAUCGAUACGCUCCAUACACUAGAUCUUUGCAAAGCGUUUAAUCACGAAGAAGAGCGGGUAUGUCCGGCCAUUGCGUGCUGUCUACCGGUGAUCGCAUCACUGAUCGAGGACCUGGUCCCUCGGUUACAAGCCGGAGGCAGGCUCAUCUACGUCGGAGCCGGCAAUAGUGGCCGAGUUGGAUUUAUGGACUGCAGUGAACUGCCGGUCACCUUCUCCGUCGAAGAGGAUCAAUUUGUUGCCAUCGUUGCUGGGGGCAGUGAAGCAAUCAUCAAAGCACAAGAGGUUGCGGAAGAUUCCGAAGAGGACGGGUCAACGCAGCUUGGUAAAUUGCAAGUCACCUCUAAAGACACCGUCAUCGGCAUUUCAGCAUCAGGGCGAACUCCAUUCGUCCUUGGGGCCCUUCGAGUUGCGAUCAGGGGAGGUGCAGUGACUGCAUCCAUCACAAAUGCGACGCCUUCUGCGAUUGGAAGCUUGGGGGUCACCCAUUCGAUCGUUCCUCUAUUGGGACCAGAGUUCCUAGCAGGCAGUACCAGGUUAAAAUGUGGCAGUGCGGCGAAGCAAAUUCUAAACAUGAUUAGUACUUGCUCCAUGAUCAAAAUGGGCAAGACGUAUCAUGGGCUUAUGAUCGAUGUGCGCGCGAAAAACCACAAGCUCCUGGCUCGAGGCCGCAGAAUUAUCCGUCAAGUCUACCGUAUACUGCAAGAUAACGGUCAUAUUUUCGACGGCUCGAUUCAAGAUCCAUACACAAUAGGAGACUCAGCUUUGAACAAUCUGAUUGAACAAUGCGGAGGAAAGGUCAAGCUGGCUUGUUCUGCGCUUGUGUCGGGUCUUCCACUGGAUGCUGCCAUGCAUCGUCUUGAGCUGGUCAACGGGGAUUUCCAUUUGUUUGUCGAGUCCCUCCAAUCCUCUGUAUCCAUUCAAACUCCAGAGGAACCAAGCCAUUCGAGCGAAGACUUGUUCCUAGCCAUUGAUGGCGGAGGUACGAAAUGUGCAGUCUCUAUCGCUAGUCGCACUGGUAUCGUGGCUCAAGCCUAUGCCGGGGCUGGUAAUUUUCACUGUGUCCCAAUUGAUGUCCUUAUGGAACAUAUUAAGAGUGCCGUGACGGAGGCUGUCUCUCUUAUUCCCGAGAAACCAAAGCAACCGGUCUUAACAAAGAUGCCUAAAUUUGCUGCAGUAUGGGCAGGUCUAGCCGGGUUGCAGCAUGCCAACCGUCAGGAGUGCUUGACCCAAUGUAUGGAGCAGAUGUUUGGGGUCUCCGCCGAAAAUGGCACUCUCCGUCUGUCCAGUGACAGCGAGCUGAUCAGUGCUCAUAUCGGGCUCGACGAUUCAGUCGAGCGCGGCAUCUCUCUAAUCGCUGGCACGGGCUCGGUUGCGACCGCAUUCAAGCAGGAUCCAAAUGGUGAUGUCUUACAAAUCGGACGAGCUGGUGGCUGGGGCUCCCUACUUGGAGACCAAGGAAGUGCGUUUGACAUUGGCAAACAGGCCGUGCAGGCGCUCUUGACUAGCCUGGAACUGAGUCAAGGCACUGACAAAGAUUGCCUUUCGGAACUUGAGCGUGAAGUUCUAUCAAGCCUUGGCCAUUGCAAGGAUGGCUUGCUGUCUCGCAUCCUCUUUCCUGGAACGGAGACAAAGAAAACUCUUGCCGAUGUCGCAAGAGUUGUGACCACGCUAGGUUUCAGAGCAGAACAUCCGGAUCCCCAAGCCCUAGAAAUCCUCACAUCUGCCGCUAGAUCUCUUGUUCAGAUUGUCAGGCCACUGGCAAAAAAGCAGAUUUGUGAUCCAGCAAGGAGCUCACUGGUAUUAUCAGGGGCUUUAAUGAAAAUCCCCGAUUUCCAAAGCUUGGUUAUCAAAAUGUUAUCACAAGAGGGUAUAGAUCCCUUCAAGAAUAUUGUUGCUAUUGAUGACCCGUCGUCCGAUGCUGCGUUAUUUCUUGCUAGACGGGUGUCAGAAUCGAUUUGA
Messenger RNA from Penicillium daleae, 2034 nucleotides. Its product is annotated as glucokinase regulator family protein. Gene Ontology annotation, biological process: peptidoglycan turnover; amino sugar catabolic process. Bases 1 to 2034 code for a protein of 677 amino acids. The record is from RefSeq and is a predicted model, not a curated record. Gene Ontology annotation, molecular function: carbohydrate derivative binding; ether hydrolase activity; carbon-oxygen lyase activity. The transcript has a single exon. NCBI's taxonomy places the organism in Eukaryota, Fungi, Ascomycota, Eurotiomycetes, Eurotiales, Aspergillaceae.